This is a messenger RNA of Tigriopus californicus, 3361 nucleotides long. It is a transcript of the gene dor, whose product is annotated as vacuolar protein sorting-associated protein 18 homolog. Gene Ontology annotation, biological process: endosome organization; endosome to lysosome transport; intracellular protein transport. The transcript has a single exon. Gene Ontology annotation, molecular function: protein-macromolecule adaptor activity; protein binding. Bases 290 to 3208 code for a protein of 972 amino acids. The record is from RefSeq and is a predicted model, not a curated record. Gene Ontology annotation, cellular component: endosome; HOPS complex. Lineage: Eukaryota; Metazoa; Arthropoda; Copepoda; Harpacticoida; Harpacticidae.
UUUGGAAGCGGAAUCAACCUCGCGUGAUUAUGUAGAUGGAGGAACAAACGGUGCAGGAAAGUUGAAGGUUGAAGGUUGAAGGUCGACUCUCAACCCGGACUCUGUCAGUGCCCAGGGCGACUACGCCCCUUCACACUUGCACGUGAGCAGCCUAUUCCGAGUGAGGGGCGGAAACGGCCCACCCUUCUGCCGGAUCCUGCUGGAGGCGUUCAUUGGUGCUCCCGCGAUUUCUGUGAUUGAAUGAGAGAGAUGGGGGCGUUUUGGGGCCUGGACAGUUGAGACGGUGAGCAUGGCCCAUCCGGCCCCCAGCACCACCCAGUUGUUGCACCGGGCCUUGGCCGCGGAUCGGCCCAUUUUCUCGUGCUCCCGGGUGCAUCACACGCCCCCCGCCCCCGUCAGUUUGAUUGUGGCCUCGAAUUUGCAGAUCCAGUUGGUGUUGGCCAACAAAUGCGUGCAGCGCAUCAAUCAGGCCCAGAAAACGCCCGAGGGCGGGGCGAGCAGCCACACGGUCGAUCUGGGCCCCAUCUUGGGGCCGUCCCGGAUUGCGCGGGCCUGGUUGGACCCCUUGGGCGCCCACCUGGUGCUGAGCACUAAGCCCAAUGACCCGGAAGGCCAACCGGACCUCUUGUAUUUGCACCGCGAUCGAGACAAACCCAAGUUCUCGUCCAAAUUCAAAGGCGUGGGCGUGACGGCCGUGGCCUGGCACACGCCCAACACGUCCGAAUCGACCACGGGCCCCAUUCUGUUGGGCACGGCCACGGGCGUGAUUUGGGAGACGGAACUAUCGCACCAAGAAGAGCGAUUCUUGGCCACGCCCCUCGAAGCUUACACCAAGCUGGCUUUCGAUUUGGGGCAGGGCCAGUACACGCCCAUCACCGGGCUCGAGUACCACCGAGUGCCGCACACUCAGCGGUACUUCAUCCUGGCCACCACGCCUCAUCGGCUGUAUCAAUUCCUGGGUAAGGUGGGCUCGCCCGAAGAACGCCCCUUGCUGCAGCACGUGUUCCAAAACUACGCCCAACGCCCGGACAAGUUCUUGGAGUUGCCCAGCUCGCUCAAGACCUCGACCCUGUCCAUGUUCUACCAAGUGCGUCAACGGGGCCAAGCCUCCGCCCAGCAUCCUCUGUAUCCGGUCUCGUUUGGCUGGUUAACCGGUUCGUGCGUGUAUACGGGCAAGAUUGACGCCUUGACGGCCCAGGCGGAUACGGUCACCGUGGAUUGUCAAAUGAUGACCUUCCCCCGGGUCUCAGGCUCGGAGACGGCCGUCAUGCCCCGGGCGUUUUUGAUCACGGAGUUCCACGCCAUCUACGCCUAUGAGACCACGGUUCGGGGCGAGUGUCUUUUGAAUGAGCAGAUCGUGUUCGAAACCGAAUUGGACGUGAGCUCGGGCAAAAUUCGGGGCAUGGCCCGUGAUCCCGUGAUCGGGUCAUUUUAUGUGUACUGCGAUUACGGCAUCUACAAAUUCAAAGUGGAGCGGGAGGAGCGCAACAUCUGGCAGAUUUACCUCGAGCAGAACGAGUUCGAUUUGGCUCAGCAAUUCUGCUUGGGCGAUGAGCUUAAACUGGAGGUGGUCAACGCCAGACGGGCCGAAGACCUCUUCGAUCAGGGCCGAUAUUUGGAGAGUGCCAUGCAUUUCGCCAAAACCCGCAGAUCGUUUGAGUCCAUCGCCCUCAAGUUCAUGCAAAUCGAUGAGAAAUCCGCGCUCCUCAACUACCUGAAACGCAAAUUAGAGACGGCCAAAAUGAGCGACCGGAUGCAAGUGAGUCUCAUCGUGGUCUGGAUCAUUGAGAUCUAUGUCAGCCGACUCAGACAGAUCCAGCGGGAGGGACUCAGUCCGGAUCUGUACCAGCAGACCCAUGCCGAGUUCCGAGCCCUCCUGGAGAACCCCAAGAUCAAGCCUUGCCUGACGCAGAACAAGAAUGCGCUCUACGACCUGCUGUCCGUCCACGGUGACAAGGACAACUUGGUCAGGUUCGCGGAGAUCAUGGGCGAUCAUGACCAAGUCAUCCGCUAUCACCUCCAGAACGAUCGUUUUGAGGCCGUUUUGCAGAUCCUUAAGGAGCAGCGCCAACCCGAACUCUAUUACAAGUACGGGCCCGAUCUGAUGCGGAACAUGCCCCAGGCCUUUGUGGACGCGCUCAUUGAGCAAGGCCUCAAACUAGCUCCCGCCCGCUUGAUACCAUCCUUGGUGGUGGGCACGGCUCGAGAACAGGAACUGGAGUCCAUCCGAUACAUCGAGCACUGCAUUCGACGCUUGGACAACAAGGGAGCAGCCCUUCACAACUAUCUGGUAGCCCUGUACAUCAAGCACCAGCCCGAAAAGAUGGAAGAGUACUUGGCCGAGCAAGGGGCCGAUCCUGAGGACGAUCUGCCCUACGACGUGAACUACACGCUUCACUUGUGCCAAGGAGCUGGCUUGAUCAAGGAGUGUGUCCGACUGUAUUGUCUCUUGGGCCAACUGGACGAAGCCAUCGAUCUGGCUCUCACCGUUGAUCUGGAGCAAGCCAAACGUUGCCUGGAAUUCGCCCACGAGGAGGACGAUCAGCGCAAGAUCUGGCUCCGCAUCGCCAAGUUCGUGGUUCAGCAAAAGAAUGAUAUCAAGCAGGCCAUGGACUGUCUCAAAGAAUGUCAGAAUCUGGUCAACAUCGAGGACAUAUUGCCUUUCUUCCCGGAUUUCGUCACCAUCGACCACUUCAAGGACGCCAUUUGUGACUCGCUCCAGGAGUACAGCAAGCACAUCCAAGACCUCAGGGACGAAAUGGACGAGUCCAAUAAAGCUGCCGACGGGAUCCGGCAAGAGAUCCAGGAGUACAAGAACCGCUACAUCUUUGUCAAAGCCACCGAGACUUGCUCCGUCUGCCACGGCUAUCUCAUGGCUCGCGGCUUUCACUUGUUUAACUGUGGACACAAGUUCCACACCGAUUGUUUGGUGAAGGAGAUCAUGCCCUACUUAUCUUCGGGAAGACGACGGAAAGUGGAUGAGAUCCAAGCAGAGAUGACCAACUUGAGACUUGAUCACAACGACGAGGAUACGCAAAGUGUUGAUAGUCGAACGGUUCGAUUGUCUCGGAAAGAUCAACUCAGGAACGACUUGGACGAGCUGAUUGCCAAUGAAUGCUUAUUCUGUGGCGAGCUCAUGGUCAAAAUGAUCGACCGGCCCUUUAUUGAAGACCAUAAAUUCGAACAAGAAGUCUUGGAUUGGCUCUAGUUUGAUGCCUCUUCCAUGUCAGAACAAUGUUGCGUUCAGUUUCAUGUCCAAAAGAUGACUGCGUUUAUAUAAACUUACAUCUACAAAUGAUUUUUUUACCCUGAUCACACUCAUUCCCCAAAUGUCACUUCACGUCCAUUGAUUUUUCUUUAG